Capsella rubella is the source of this 2346-nucleotide messenger RNA. RefSeq names its product flowering time control protein FY. The coding region runs from base 95 to 2119 and encodes 674 amino acids. Gene Ontology annotation, cellular component: mRNA cleavage and polyadenylation specificity factor complex. Gene Ontology annotation, molecular function: protein binding. The transcript is spliced from 18 exons. The record is from RefSeq and is a predicted model, not a curated record. NCBI's taxonomy places the organism in Eukaryota, Viridiplantae, Streptophyta, Magnoliopsida, Brassicales, Brassicaceae.
GGUGUACUCCCCCGAUACUCACUUUGAGCCCUAACUUUGAGGGGUUUGGCUUGCCGAGAAGGGUAAAAUUAGAAAACCCUAAUCUUUGCAAAUAAUGUACGGCGAAUCGAUGCAACAGCUUCCUCCGAUACAAAAUCAACACCAUAUAGGACCCGGACAAGGACCAGGACACGGCGGCGAUUUGCACAGGGGUUCACAGAUGCCUCCUCCGCCCAUGAUGCGGCAGUCGUCUGCUUCUUCCUCUAACAUUAAUCCCGACUACCACCACCCCUCUGCCCCAAACAAUCCCUUCGACCCACAUGACAAUUUUGGGGCGAAACGAAUGAGAAAGCAUACACAGAGAAGGGCUGUUGAUUACACCAGCACCGUUGUCAAAUAUAUUCAGGCUCGGACAUGGCAGCGAGACUCAAGAGAUAGGACCUCUUUGCAACCAACCCCAGCUGCAGCAGUUGAUAUGCUUCCCACUGUUGCCUAUUCAGAUAAUCCUUCAACAAGUUUUGCUGCAAAGUUUGUUCACACAUCUCUAAACAAGAAUCGUUGUUCAAUCAACCGUGUAUUGUGGACACCUUCAGGAAGACGUCUUAUCACUGGCUCCCAAAGUGGGGAGUUUACUCUUUGGAAUGGGCAAUCUUUUAAUUUUGAAAUGAUUCUUCAGGCACAUGAUCAACCUAUAAGAUCAAUGGUAUGGAGCCACAAUGACAAUUAUAUGGUUUCUGGUGAUGAUGGAGGCACAAUAAAGUAUUGGCAGAACAAUAUGAACAAUGUGAAAGCCAAUAAAACUGCUCACAAGGAAUCAAUUCGCGAUUUAAGUUUUUGUAAAACAGAUUUGAAGUUCUGCUCGUGUUCUGAUGAUACGACUGUUAAAGUCUGGGAUUUUGCCAAGUGCCAAGAAGAAUGCUCAUUAACCGGCCAUGGUUGGGAUGUCAAGUGCGUUGACUGGCACCCGACGAAGUCCCUACUAGUUUCUGGUGGAAAAGACCAAAUUGUCAAACUCUGGGAUACUAGAUCUGAGAGAGAGCUUUGCUCACUUCAUGGUCACAAAAACAUAGUGCUUAGUGUGAAGUGGAACCAAAAUGGCAAUUGGCUUUUAACAGCCUCGAAAGAUCAGAUAAUUAAGCUGUAUGAUAUAAGGACUAUGAAGGAGCUUCAGUCCUUUCGUGGGCACACGAAAGAUGUAACAUCUUUGGCGUGGCAUCCCUUUCAUGAGGAAUAUUUUGUCAGUGGGAGCUCUGACGGAUCCAUUUGUCAUUGGGUUGUGGGGCAUGAAAAUCCGCAGAUUGAAAUCCCAAAUGCUCAUGAUAACAGUGUUUGGGAUCUUGCAUGGCAUCCUAUUGGAUAUCUACUUUGCAGUGGUAGCAAUGAUCACACAACCAAGUUUUGGUGCAGAAAUAGGCCUGCAGAUAAUCCUCGAGAUGUCCUUCCUAUGCAGAACCAAGGCUAUAAUGAACAAGGUUUUGGCCGCCAGCCUGAUAAUUUUCAACCAUCUGAGGCAUCGCCAAUCCCUGGAGCAUUUGUUCCCGGGCUGACACGGAAUGAGGGGACCAUCCCAGGAAUCGGAAUAGCAAUGCCAUUUGAUGCAUCCUCUCAAGGGGAACAUAAACAGCCUCUUCCAGGUUCAAUGGCAGUGGGGGCUCCUCCGCUGCCACCUGGUCCCCACCCAUCGCUUCUUGGAAGUGGCCAGCAGCAAGGGUAUCAGCAACAACAACACCACCAAGGCCAUCCCCAGCAAAUGCCUCCAAUGCCUAAUAUGCCUCACCAUCAGCUACCACCAUCAUCUCAUAUGCCAUUGCACCCUCAUCAUCUUCCCAGGCCUAUGCAAAUGCCUCCUCACGGUCACAUGCCACCUUCCUCAAUGCCUAUGUCUCAUCAGAUGCCUGGAUCAAUGGGAAUGCAAGGUGGCAUGAAUCCUCAGAUGUCGCAAAGUCAUUUUAUGGGUGCUCCUUCAGGAGUAUUUCAAGGACCACCAAGCAGUGGUGGACCCCAAAUGUAUCCUCAAGGACGUGGUGGUUUCAACCGUCCACAAAUGAGACCUGGCUACAACAACCCUUUCCAACAGCAGCCACAGCCGCCUUUACCUCCGGGCCCUCCACCGAACAACAACAAUCAGCAACAUCAGUAGGCAACUGUUGUAUUAGUACAUAUGUUGUAGACUUGACCACUUCUUUUGAGGAGAUGGUUUCAAGAUGAUUAAACAAUGUGAAAUGCAGAAAUGGUUUUGCUGUCAUGUUUUUUAUUCUUUUAGCUGAACAAGUUACUUUACAGAAGUUUUAGUGACUUUUCGCAUAUCAAAUACUCAGUUUGGUCUCGUUAAGAAACUUCUAAGAAAAAUACUUUCGUUUUGGGGAA